Molecule: messenger RNA, 1213 nt
Organism: Leptinotarsa decemlineata (Colorado potato beetle)
Lineage: Eukaryota; Metazoa; Arthropoda; Insecta; Coleoptera; Chrysomelidae
Product: retinol-binding protein pinta
Cellular component (GO): membrane
Molecular function (GO): phosphatidylinositol bisphosphate binding
Source: RefSeq, a predicted model, not a curated record
AUAAAUAUUGAUGUGAAACAAGUUAUGAAUUUGAUCGCUACAGUCGUUAAAGUGAAUUUCUUUCGACCGGUUCUUUAUAGCAGAGGCAGCAAAUAUCGUUGUAAAUUUCAACUCCUUAUCGACUUGAUGACGAGUUGUAUUCAGUAUGGAGGAAAAGAAGGAAUAUUUUGAAAAUAUAUCUCGAAUACUAGAUCGAGCUUUGAAGGUGAACAAUAAAACUGAGGAGGAUUUGAAGGAAAAUAUUAUGAUAGUGAAAAAAUGGGUGAAAACACAACCACACUUACCGGAAAUGCCAGAUGACCACACGAUUACAAGUUUCCUGAUAAUGAAUAAGUUCAGCGUUGAAAACGUCAAGCAGAAAAUAGGCAUGUACUACACUAUGAGAUCUUUGUAUCCAGAUUAUUUCGAAAACAAGCAUCCUUUGUCUCCUUGCAUGCAACAUACCAUGGAUAAAAUAGCGAGAGACAACAACAUCAUCCCCAGAAGUUUUCUGCUGAAAUCUCCAAUCCCAGGAGAGAGAGCUAAACGCAUAUUGGAACGUGCCAGGCGAGUACUGAUAAGAUCCCAAAUCAAUUAUCACCGUUGGAAGAGGUCAACUUUGAUGCAGGAUGUCACGGAACGAUUUGAAGAAAUAAGAAGAGAAACAUUGGAAGAUUAUCAUGGAAAAAUCUUUGCCAAGAUUGAAAAAUCAUUCACAACGAAAUUUUUAGGUGGUGAAUUUUGUUUUCAGAAAGUAUUCAACAAUAAUAUCAAACAAAUACAUCUACUGAAUUAUCCACCAUUUGCUGAACCCGUUUUAAAUCUAACAAAGAAACUUUUGAAUCCUAAGAUCGCCCAAAGGAUCACUCUUCAUAAAUCAACUGAUACUAUAAAGGAUUAUAUUUCAAAGGACAUUCUGCCUAAGGACUAUGGUGGCACUGGUCCCUCAUUGAGAGAAUAUAGUGAAAUAUGGAAGCAAAAAUUCACAGAAUACAAAGGAAGGUUCGAUACUCUAGAUACACUGCGAGUAAAUGAAAAGCUCAGGCCCUCUCCUCUUAUAAAUGAUGAAGUUUUAGGAUACUACGGACAUUUUAAGAAAGUUGAUAUAGACUAAACAUAUAAUAUAAGCUGGGACAUGAACCAUAUUCAUUUGGUUUCAAAAUUUUGGAAUUUGUCUUUAAGAAAAUAAUGCCUUUGAAAUGGUGAAUUCAAAUAAAAACAAAAUUUUGAAUAA